AGAGAUCUAAAAAUUAAGAGCUGCUUACAUGUUAGUCGAGAGGAGUAUUUUGUGCCUAGAAAAAUCUUUCUCCUGAUUUCUCUAUUCAGCAGGGACAGCACACCUAGUCACGUAACAUUAGAUGUCUCUUUCUCUUUAUUUCCCCUGUUUCAGGAAAUGGGCAGUCCUUAUGUCAGACAACUUUCAUUUUGCUGAUCACACACAGCCAGGCUCCAGGCACACCCUAUACCAACACUGAUCCCAAAGCUCAGCUCUGUGAGGAAGGAGACAGAAGGUAAAACCACAGUGCCCAGAUUGGCCAGAAGUUGUACCCUGUAAUCGUCAAAGGCUAUAGUGAAGACCUCUUCCCCGACAACAUGAGCAAGAAUGCAUACUGUGGUUAUGGACACCAAGACCCCAGCAAAAAUCAACUGAGACUUGUCCUGGUGGGUAAAACAGGAGCUGGGAAAAGUGCAACAGGGAACAGCAUCCUUGGUAAACGAGCAUUUGAGGCAAGACUAGCAGCAAAGUCGGUGACCAAGAAUUGUGCAAAAACAAGCAGAUUGUGGAAUGAGAGAGAAAUUGUAGUUGUGGAUACUCCUGGGAUUUUUGACACUGAUGUGUCUGAUGUGGACACUUCAAAGGAGAUCAGCCGCUGCCUCAUUAUGUCCUCCCCUGGGCCUCAUGCCAUCAUUCUGGUGGUCCCACUCAGUCGUUAUACCAAGGAGGAACAAGAUGCAGUGAAGAAGAUCCUGGGAAUUUUUGGCUCCAAAGCCAAGAAAUAUAUGAUUCUUUUAUUGACCCGGAAGGAUGAUUUGGAAGGUGCUGAUUUGAAUCAAUACUUAGAUGAAGGUGGGAAUGAAGCUUUGAAAGACCUGAUUGGCUGGUGUGAUGGAAGAUACUGUGCAUUCAACAACAAGGCCACUGGAAAUGAGCAGGAGAAUCAGCUAACAGAACUUCUGCUAUUGGUUGAACAAGUAGUACAGAAGAAUGGAGGCUUUUGCUACACAAACCAGAUGUAUCAACUGGCAGAACAGAAUAUUCAGAAAGAAACUGAAGCAUUGCAAAGAUCCUACAAGCAAGACCUGGAAAGACUGAAAGAGGAAAUAAGACAAGAAUAUGAAGAGGCAAUCAGAAACUUACAGGAUGAGCUGAAGCGAAAAGAAAGAGAAAAAAAAAUGUAUAAGGAAAUUGCAGAAAAAGAAGCUUUCUAUGAAAACAAGCAAAGAGAUGCCAGAAAUGAGGUUAUGAACUUUAAUUGGUUCCUUGAAAAUUUCCUGAAAAUCUUGGUAGCAGCUUGUCACAUCAUUAUACUCAUAUUUAAGGAUUAAGGAACUUGAUAAAACUAUUUUAUGUUUUCUGCUACUUUUCCAGCAUCUUCCUUCUCUAUUGGUUAUUAAUGAAUACUCAGGCAUCACAAGUCCAUCCUACCACUCAUGUGUCCAAGAAUAAAGAUAGUUGCAAACUUUUGUUCAUAACAGCUACACUAAUAUUUAAUAACUAACAUCUCAGUCUGAAAAUAAAAGGACAAAUUAUUUUCCUGUGAAAAUCCAGAAAAGGAAGUUCUAACUCAUUCUGAACUGGAAAAUAUCCCUCCAAGAUUCAGAGGAGGAAAAAAGGAACAAAAGUCAAGCACACAAAUAGUUUUCAAUAUUUCUCCAUCCUCUCCUCCCUAGAAACAGAAUGUAUUCUCUGUGUUGUGACUCUCACUCACAUUUCUAUUGUUGUCCUCAUCAAGGGACAUAUAAUAGCUAAUAGCUAAUAUGUGUUUAGGAGUUUAGGGUUUGCAGAGCACUUUACAUAAUGUUUACUUACAAACACAGCUACAUAUAAACCAUGUCAUCUGAUUUGACCAUCAUAAUAACCUGGCAAGAUAGAUACUAUUAUUAUCCACAUUUUAUCAAUAAGGAAAUUAAAUCUCAGAAUCUAACCUUGCUCCUGAUAACAGGGUUAGCAAGUGCCUGGGGAAAGAUUUGAAUUUAAAAUUUCCUUUCUCUAAGUCUGACACUCUACUCACUACACCACCUAUUUGCCCGUUUUACAUUGUCCAUUAUGUCCUUGCUAUUUAUCUUAACUGAAUAGUACUUAUGGAGGGAGAAGAUGAAAUCCUAUUAUAUUCAUUUUUCUUAAUCCUAAACUGGAAUUGCCCAUAGGUUUUCUGCUUCCUAAUGAUCCUUUCUCUCUCAUUGUCUGCUCAUUUAAAUUGACAAAAUUCUAUAUCAUUGACUGUCAUGUUACUAGUCAUUUUGUCGACAAUUCAUUUAUGUAGCUCUUUAAGAUUUACAAAACCUUUCCUCCCAGAAAAUCUCUGAAAUAAUAUUGCAGAUAUUACUCUUACUUUACAGGUGAAAAAAUUGCAACUCAGAAAGAAUUGGUUUUUCCCAUUGUCAUGAAGUUGUUAGUGUCAGGGUUAGAAUACAAGACUGGAUUUCUUCUGAUUCCAGUGUCCUUUUUACUAUACCACAUCACCUCUUUCAUUAAACAACUGUUUACCAAACAUCUCUGAAUUCAAUCUUUCCUGUGCCAGUCAUAUUCAGAGUAUAAUGAUAGGGCAAGUGGAAUGUUAAAUCCCUAUACAUCCAUAGUCAGUGACUCUGACCCAACAGAUGAGAAAAUGUGGUUUAAUGUGUUCAUUUCACUCUGCUAGUUGAACUGCAUGAUCUUAAUAAAAUUUUAUAUUUCUGAUUUUUUUUGACAAUACAACUUUAAUUACUUUUCAUAAUCAUUUCAAAACUUAAAUAAAAAUGUGACUUGUAAGGAC
Molecule: messenger RNA, 2740 nt
Organism: Phascolarctos cinereus (koala)
Lineage: Eukaryota; Metazoa; Chordata; Mammalia; Diprotodontia; Phascolarctidae
Product: GTPase IMAP family member 4-like
Molecular function (GO): GTP binding
Source: RefSeq, a predicted model, not a curated record